Messenger RNA from Poecilia latipinna (sailfin molly), 5069 nucleotides. RefSeq names its product palladin, cytoskeletal associated protein (gene palld). Bases 203 to 4633 code for a protein of 1476 amino acids. The transcript has 23 exons. The record is from RefSeq and is a predicted model, not a curated record. NCBI's taxonomy places the organism in Eukaryota, Metazoa, Chordata, Actinopteri, Cyprinodontiformes, Poeciliidae.
CUAGGGACCAGCACAGAUGGGACAGCAGCAAGCUGCAGUAUGCAAUUGGACCCUGAACCUGAGAGAUCCUGCUGACUGUCUGACCAAUAAGGCAAGGGAUAGCGAAGAGAAGCUUAGUUUUGUUUCAUUCCCACAUAAACAAGACAAACCUGGACCUGGAGAAUCAGGGAAGAACCUUCAGCCACACAGGGACACUUGAAGGAUGCAGGACGGGAGUUGGAAUCAACCACUCCCCAUUUCAGUGCUGCUCAAGGAUCCAGCAGCAGGUGGGACUUCAGAGGGCGAUGCGGGUGUGUUUUCUGAGGCCUCCUCCGACGGAGAGCUUUACCUUGACUCGUCGACAGAGCUGGAUUCUGGACACGGGGACUUUGCAGAUCUGACUGCCUUCUUGAGCGCGGAGGAGAUUAAUCUUAGCCUGGACCUGGCCCGGGAGGCCUUCGGCGAGGCGGACGAAUGUGAAGAUCAAGACCCCUCUAGUCUUAAACAACUGGAGCAGGCUCUCCAAUCUGUCCCUUCCCCCCUUGUUGUGCCCUCUCAAACGACUGAAAACCUCAACUCAAGCCCAAACCUUCACCACCAGACCAAAGCUGUUUGCCCUGAUGACAAUGGAGCAGUUUCAGUUUCCCCCAACCAGAUUUCUCCCAUCAGCAAACCCGUACAGAUCUCCAGUGAGGCUCUGUCCUCAGCUGAGAAGGUUGUAAGGCACAAGCCCAUCCAGCCUGUGUACAAGCAAGACAAGCCCAGGCUGGUUCACGAAGGCCUGGAGCUGAACGACCGAGCGGCUUCAGUCACAGAGUUCUGCAGCCGAGCGGCCACCUUCAUCGAGGAACUGUCAUCCAUUUUCAAAGGUUCUGCUCAGCAGGUGGAGGAGGAAUCCUCCUCUCCUGACAGUGGCUACCUGUCUCCAAGAAGCCAGCAGACCGUCCCUCCAGGCUUGGUCUCCACUUCCUCCCUGCCUCCAGGCCAACAAGAGGAUGCACACAAUAACCUGCCGGAGAUGGGACAGGGGGGUUCAGAGAGGCACCUACAUGCUGGAGCGUCAGCGGCAUCCGAACCCCUGUCCCCACCUCAGUUCCUCCAAAAGCUGAAGAGUCAGGAAGUGGCUGAAGGCAGCCCCAUUCGUCUGGAGUGUAGAGUUCAAGGAAACCCACUGCCACUCGUCAGGUGGUUCUGCGAAGGCCGCGAGCUGCAGAACUCCCCUGACAUUCAAAUCUGGAGGGAAGGCGACCUUCACACGCUGGUGAUCGCCGAAGCCUUCGAGGACGACACGGGACGUUACACCUGCGUGGCGUCCAACAGCCUGGGAGCAGACAACACCUCCGCCGAGGUUUACAUUGAAGGAGCUUCAUCGUCGGACUCAGAGGGAGAAGGAACGGCGUCAAAGUCAAGAUCAGGAGCCAUGCCGCAAGCGCAGAAAAAGACGACUUCGAUGUCCUUAACAAUACGCUCAUCAUCGCCCAAAACCCCAGAGGUGCCUCCUCAUCGCUCAGCCCUGGUCCAGUCCAUGUCUCAGCCCCCACAGAGGAUGCAGAGUCCCGUGUCUGCACUGCAUGGUGGUGAGGCGUCAGGCCCUCCACUGUUCACAAAGCUCCUGCAGGACGUCCAGGCGUCAGAGGGCCAGGUGGUGGUUCUGGAGUGCAGAGUCCGCGGAAGCCCUCCCCUCCAGGUCCAGUGGUACCGACAGGGGAACGAGAUUCUGGACUCGCCCGAUUUCAGGAUUCUACAAAAAAAGCCUCGGUCUGCAGCUGAGUCAGAGGAGAUCUGCACCUUGGUGAUCGCCGAGGCUUUUCCAGAGGAUGGAGGUCUGUUCUUCUGCAAGGCGUCUAACGCUUUCGGCUCUGUCAGCAGCACGGCCCAGCUGACCGUGAACCCAGCAGCUGAGGACUCAUCAAGUAAUGGCAUGUCUGGCGAUAGCUCAGGAUUUGAGGAUGCGGCCUCCUUCCCUCCUCCACCUCCUCCUUCGCCACCACCCACCGAGAUCAGCCUCCUGGAGUUGCCGCCUAAGGCGCUGCCUCAGCCCGGUUUAGAUGCGUUCCGUGUCAAAGAGCUGGAGAUGUGGCCCGGUGCAUCCGUUCCGCCUCUGGUCCAAAUUAACUCGGAGGUGGAAGACGGGGACAAGGGGAGAGGGCUGGAACCUCUACAGAACGGCCAACACCCACCGACACCUCCAAGCUUACCUAAAGACGCCCCACUCCCACCGCCACCUCCUCCUCUGCCGCUGUCAGAACUGGCGGCAGCAGACAUCCAGGUCACGCCCUCCAGUCAAGCCCACAUCGUACCAGAUUCUCCUCCGAGCCAGGGCAAGCUGUCUCCAUCUCCCGGGAAAGAUGGUCCCCCGAUCCCUACCAAGCCAAAACCAAAGCUAGCUGACAAUAAUGAGGAGAAGACUGAAAACGGCAGGAACGCGGCCCAGCUGAAGCAGCUGCAGGACCAGAUUCUGUUGGAGCAGCAGGAGGCAGCCAUCUGGCAGCAGCAGCAGCAGCAGCAGGAGCACAUCCAGGAAGUCCCACCUCCACCCUUGCAACUGCUUCAGGAAGCACCUCCACCUGCUCCGCCUUCGCCGCCUCUCCCCCCGCCCCCCUCCUUCCAGGAGCUGGAGAGCAGCACCGCCAUGCAGGCCAGUACCUUCAACUACGCCCGGCCCAAGCAGUUCAUCGCUGCCCAGAGCCCGGGCGGGGCGACCUACGUCGCCCACUCCUCUGGCUCCUCUGGGUCCAGCCUGUCCUCCCCGCUGUCUCCACCCGCCUCCCACAAGCCCUUAAACCGGGUCGCCCUGCCUCCUUUCACGAAGGCCGGCAGCGUUGAGUCUCCGACCUCUCCGUCCUUCCCGCCUCCUCCUCCGCCCUUCCUCAGCCCCAGCAACCUGUCCUCUCCCUCCGGCCCCGGCCAGGACUUCCCCCCUCCUCCACCCCCGCCUCCUCCUGUUUCCAUGUCUCCAGUCGGCUCAGAUGUGUCAUCGCCGUUCUCCUCGGUGCCCCCGUCUCCCGCCUCCAGCUUUCUGUCCUCGGUGCUGCCCUCCAGCCCCUCCACACCCGGCAGCCCCACCGUCAACAGCCUGGGCCUUCCCAAAGGCAACGGCACCAUCAAAGUGUUUCCGAGGAAGUCGUCAGUCACCAAGACGCCUCGCGUCGUCUCCGACUCCGACAUCCAGGGCUCCAAGGAUGCCGUCAUCCAGGAUCUGGAGAGAAAGCUGCGCUUUAAAGAGGAGCGCAUGAGCAACAGUCAACAGAGGUUAACCUAUGAGGAGAAGAUGGCCCGUAGGCUCCUGGGGGCCGACAACGCUGCCACAGUCCUGAACACACAGGACACAGAAGAGGAGCCGAUCACACAGGAAGACAAGUCAGCUGAUGCAGAAACUUACCCUCAAAAGGAGUACAAAGUGUCCAGCUUCGAGCAGCGCCUCAUCAGUGAGAUCGAAUAUCGCCUGGAGCGUUCUCCGAUGGAGGAGUCGGAUGACGACGUCCAGCACGAUGAGGACUCCGCCGGCCAGGGGGUGGCGCCCUCCUUUGACCAGAAGCUGAAACACUACAAGGUGUUCGAGGGCAUGCCGGUCACUUUUUCCUGCAAGGUCCACGGAGACCCCAAACCAAAGGUAUAUUGGUUUAAAGACGGCAAGCAGAUCUCCAAGAGGAGCGAACACUACCGGAUCAGCCGGGAUCCAGACGGUACCUGCUCGCUGCACACGGCGGCAGCCUCGCUGGACGACGACGGAAAUUACACCAUCCUGGCAGCAAACCCAGACGGCCGGGUGAGCUGCACCGGCAGGAUGAUGGUCCAGGCGGUGAACCAGCGCGGCCGCAGCCCACGGAUGGCUCCAGGUCACAUGCGCAGGCCCCGAUCACGGUCCAGAGACAGCGGUGACGAGAACGACAACAUCCAAGAGCGUCACUUCCGCCCUCACUUCCUGCAGGCGCCUGGUGACCUCAUCGUCCAGGAGGGCCGCCUGUGCCGGAUGGACUGCAAGGUGAGUGGCCUGCCGACCCCCGACCUCAUCUGGCAGCUGAACGGACACACCAUCCGUCCCGACUCGUCCCACAAGAUGCUGGUGAGGGAGAACGGGGUGCACUCUCUGGUCAUCGAGCCGGUGACCAGCCGCGACGCUGGCAUUUACACCUGCAUCGCCAGCAACCGGGCCGGCCAGAACUCCUUCAACCUGGAGCUCAUCGUUGCGGCUAAAGAGAUGCACAAGGCGCCCUCGUUUGUGGAGAAGCUGCAGAACACGAGCGUGGCGGAGGGCCACCCCGUGCGGCUGGAGUGCCGCGUCACGGGCGUUCCUCACCCGCAGAUCUUCUGGAAGAGGGAGAACGAGUCCUUCACUCACAACACAGACAGAAUCAGCAUGCACCAGGACAACUGCGGCUACCUAUGCAUGAUAAUCCAGCCAGCUCUGAAGGAAGACGCCGGGUGGUACACUGUGUCGGCCAAGAACGACGCCGGCAUCGUUUCCAGCACCGCACGCCUCGACGUUCACACUCAGUGGCAGCAGCCGAACCUCCCGAAGCCCAAGAAGGUCCGGCCCUCAGCCAGCCGCUACGCCGCGCUGACGGAGAGGGGGCUGGACGUGAAGGCGGCCUUCUUUCCCGACUCCAGCCCGCUCCCGCCCGGCGGUCUGGUGGAAAGCGACGACCUGUAAAUGCGCAGAGAUUUUUGACUCCAACCCCCUCCCACCCGUGAAGGCUGCCCUCGACCCCCCCAAACACUCCUGAGACAUAAACAGAGAGGCAGGGGGCAGACUGAACUCUAGUCCACCACCGAACUGCAGAGAGGGGGCGGGUGCAGCUUUGGUUUCCUUCUUAUAAACCCUUUAUAGUAAAGAAAUUAAGGUGACUUGGAAGGUGAUUGAAGUGCUUAUGAUGAGAGAAGAGAGUUAAAGUGCCUCUUAAAGUGCAACACAGAUUCACUACGCAUGCACACGUCCGAUACCUGCAGUAAUGGAUCUGAGUGGCCAGAAUGUAAAGGGACAGGAAGAGGUGAACUCUUCCAUGCUGAAUGUUGAAGGUGUGGAAUGACGAAGGUUUGAGGUUAAGGUGAGGAGGAUGUACGUGGAAGAGCAGGUGUACAGUGGGAUG